This is a messenger RNA of Caenorhabditis elegans, 1608 nucleotides long. RefSeq names its product DEgenerin Like (gene acd-3). Gene Ontology annotation, biological process: sodium ion transport. Gene Ontology annotation, cellular component: membrane. Gene Ontology annotation, molecular function: sodium channel activity. The coding region runs from base 65 to 1519 and encodes 484 amino acids. The transcript is spliced from 13 exons. NCBI's taxonomy places the organism in Eukaryota, Metazoa, Nematoda, Chromadorea, Rhabditida, Rhabditidae. The record is from RefSeq and is marked reviewed.
GAAAGCUGGUGAAGAAAAAUGAUAGUGGGUAUUGAUUUUUUGAUUGCUGCUCUCGUUUUUCAUCAUGACUGAAACUUCAAAUUGCUCCAGCUCCAGUUCUGAAUAUGAAGAAGAAGAGGAGAGGAUUGUCCUUCAUGUCUAUGAUGAUGAAUCCAAGGAGUUUACGUCACUUACUACUUAUCAUGGAAUGAUUCGAAUAUACACUUCUGAAACAUGGCCGUCACGAAUAUUCUGGGGAGUUGUCGUUGUUACUUGCGUGACGCUAUUUAUGAUACAGGGAGGAGUUCUACUGGAAUUCUAUAAUUCCCACCCAACAGCAACAAAAAUUGACGAAUAUCGACUGCCGACCUCAUUUUUACCGAGUAUUUCAAUUUGUCCGUAUGGAUUUAAAACUGAUGAUAAUUUGUUUUACCUGAUCACACAAGGUGACAAAGAUGUUUACAUCCCACCUGAUUAUUGGAAAAAUUCCAGUAAGCAGCUACUAAAACGUCUCAGUUACAAAUGUGAAGAUGUAGUUGAGUCAAUCAUGAUCAAUCCAAAUCAGAUCAUCGACUUUUGCGCAAACUCAAGAACUCAGAUCACUGAAAUCGGAAAAUGUUUCACUUUUGAAAAUUGGAGAGAAUUUGAAACAAAUACAUUGAAAAUAAAAUUAAAAAGUGAUUUUACAAAAAUGUACACAGCACACAUACAUAGUGAAUACUAUGAAGUUUCUCGGUCAUCUACUCAAGCUUGGCUGAAACCUGGAUCUCAUGCAAAACUGUCUUUUAGAAUUGAAGAGCAACACAAUCUUCCUCAAAACAAUUGGGGAACUUGCAAAGUUCAAACUGGUGAAAUUUACAAUCACUUAGGAUGUUUAGAGCAAUGUCUCGUAGCUGGUUACGAUCAAAGUUGUCACUGCUCACCAUUUUUCAAUAGAUUCACUAGGUUUCAUUGUUCAAUUGACGAGCUUUUGAAUUGUCCAAAGUUAAAAGAAGUCCCGUGCGAUUGUCCGAUGCAAUGUUACUCGCAAAAUUAUGUUUUGCAGCCAGUGUCACUGUUGAAAAGCAGAUCUAACAUAUCUACGGUAACUUUUCACCUGAACUCAAAUUUAUUAAGAAGUCAUCAACAAUACAAACGUUUUAAACAAAUCGAUCUAAUGAGCUACAUUGGUGGUGUAAUGGGUUUAUUCCUUGGAAUGAGUUGUGUGACCUUACUAGAAGUAUUCAUAUAUUUGUUCAAAACUAUAUUCGGAACAUUGAAUAGUACAAGGCAUAAAGCAUUUAUCGAGCGUUUGCUGUCAAACGAAGACGGAAGUAUCCAUGGAUCUCACGAAGAAAUUAUUAUAACACAAAAAAUCGAAAAAACAGUGCAAAAAGAAACCUUGGAACAACCCUUGGAACAAGUUGCGGACACUAGACCCCUUGCAGAGAGACGAUUCUCUUUGAUGCCAAACAAUCAGCUUGGAGUAAAGGUGCAAUUCCAUCGACCAAACCAUUUGCUGAAAAGAAAUUCUGUGUAUCUCGGAAAUUGUGAUUUCUAAUACAUUUAUACAUAGAAAGUUUUAUUGUUUGAAAUAUGAAAGUGAUAUAGUGUCAGUAAAACAGUCAUCAAUAAACGCUUUUCGAGUAA